Ricinus communis (castor bean) is the source of this 1551-nucleotide messenger RNA. RefSeq names its product serine/threonine-protein kinase CDG1. The transcript has 9 exons. Gene Ontology annotation, cellular component: plasma membrane. Gene Ontology annotation, biological process: protein phosphorylation. Bases 1 to 1551 code for a protein of 516 amino acids. The record is from RefSeq and is a predicted model, not a curated record. Gene Ontology annotation, molecular function: ATP binding; protein kinase activity. Lineage: Eukaryota; Viridiplantae; Streptophyta; Magnoliopsida; Malpighiales; Euphorbiaceae.
AUGGUGCAAGCUUCAGCAGCUUCUGUUUCAGCAAGGGAGAGUGUGAUAGUUGUGAUGGAUGCUAAUAAGAGCAAAGGAAAUAUGGAUGCCUUAGACUGGGCUCUCAAACAUGUCGUUCGCCGCAGAGAUACUGUCAUUGUUCUUGGAGUUUCUUCUGACUUUGGAAAGAAGAAUUCCUGCUUUCCUUUAAAUAUGGGGGAAAGAUUAGAGUUUUCAAGCCAAGGGCAAGGAGAAGCUAGACCGAAAGAGCUCGGAGAAGAAAUUGAGAGGAAAAAAGAACAGUAUCAGAAUAAUCUACAACCGUUCUACAGACAAUGCAAAAAGAAUGAGGUGAAUAUGGAGGUCAAACUUGCUUUUGGAUUUUGUCCUGAGAAAAUAACAGUUGAACAAGCUCAGAACUCCAAUCCCCGUUGGAUUGUAUUAGACAGCUACUUAAAGAAACACAAGGUAGUAAUAUAUGCACAUGUAGGAUGCAAUAUUGCUGUAAUGAAGGGAAAAGAUGUCGCGACUUUGACACCAUCAAGAACCCUGCCUGGAAGUCCCACACAAACGGAUAAUCCUUUAACCACCAAAAAUCAACAACCCGGAGGGGAAAAUCAAGUUAAUGUUAGUUCUUCCCAAGAAGGACAGUCAUCAUCUGCACAACCUAGAAGUCCUUGCUGGUAUCCACUGUCCUGGAGAAGUGGGUUUCCAAGAGCAUUUUCUCAAACUGAGCUUCAAGAAGUAACAAACUGUUUCUCUGAAGAGAACCUUAUUCAGGACCAGGACAACAUAAAGGUUUAUGAAGGGGUUGUUCAGGAAAGUCCUGUACUAGUUAGGUCUUUCUCAGAAGAUGACGAACGAUUCUGGACGAUGCUCAAGAUCCUUUCCCGCGUACGUCACCGGAAUAUUUCGAAUCUUGUUGGUUAUUGCUGCACAGGAACAUCUCUUUUCUUGCUUUCAGACUACCCCUGCUUGGGAACUCUAGAAGUGAACUUGCGGAUUGAUGAUUCAGCUCGGAACCUGCCAUGGAAAGCAAGGUGGUAUAUCGCAAUGGAAAUAGGUGGAAGCUUGCGCUAUCUUCAUGAGGAGUGUAUUGAUGGAGGAGCCAUCGUUCACCUCUCAGUUUGUUCUUCUCAUGUUGUUUUCACUAAUGGCUGCUCUACUAUGCUUACCAACUUCGAGACUGCUAGGUGGAUUAAAGAUGGAUGUACGAGAAAUGAAGAUUCCCAAGCUGUGUGUGCAAGCUUACAGGAAGAAGAAAUUUGUUCUAUUGAUGUGCAUGAUUAUGGGAUGUUCCUGAUAGAGCUUAUCAGUGGAAAGAGUGCUCAUUUCUAUCAUAUCGAAAGCAGAGGGCAAAGCUUGAUUAACUGGGCAUUGCCACUUCUCAAACACGGUCUGAUAAGCGAAGUAUUAGAUGCCAGAUUGGAAGAUAGCAAUGAUGUUAGAGCAGCCCAUCAUAUGGCCAAGGCUGCUUUACUCUGCUUGAAAAAUGAUACAGAUCACAGGAUUUCAAUGAGUCAGGUCCUCGCUGUGGUUCGAGGUGAUCAGCUUGCAAUGGCUAAAUGCUGA